AUGUCGCGCUCCGAGAAAGGUAUCAUCAGCCACGCGGUUGACAAGGCGGCGGACGCCGGCGACAGAAUAAAAGACGUCUACCGCGCGGCGACCGGAGGGCCUGAAGACCAGAUCCGCUAUGUCGCCAAAGGCUACAUCGAUCAGGCCGCUGACAAGGUUAUCUUUGUUUUUUUUUUGUUUGUUGGCUCGAAAAAAUAUUGAAGAAAAUUAUGUAAUCGGGAAAACUUAAGGAACAAACUCCAACAUUUUAAAUUAAACCAAAUGGCGCUUUUUUCAGGCCAAAGAGCUACAUGCUGACGCCGACCGCAUCAUGGAUGACAUCAAGCGGUCUGGGGAACAAACAAAGGUGAGGAAAAGCUCCAUAGUUAACCUAAACUGUAACAAAAAACUUGAAAGUCCAUUGGUCUAUUUUUUGCAGUGUUUUUUUUUUAUAAACGCUUUUGUAGAUAAUAAUAUUUUUUUUAUAAAAAUUCUAAGAAACUUUUUAGUGGUUAGUGUUCAAAAAUUGGACGGUUCGACCAAUUAGACCGUUCAGUUUUCGAACGGUUAUAACAUUUCAUUCUUCUGACCGUUCGUUUGACCGACCAGUUUCUGAAAGUAAAGAAACCGACCGACCAUUUUAGGAGUGACAUUUUGAAAGGUCAAAAAAUAACUUCAUUUCAACAUGUCACUCUGAUAUGUUGAAAUGUUAAAACUCCAACCGUUCGACCAAUGACCAUUUAUCUUUACAUGUUGGAAAAAUAUGGGUCGAGAGUUCGGUCGAACGGUUUUUUUUCGAAACUGAAGUUACUAUAGGGUUUUGACGUUUUAGUGCCCUUUAUAGUAGUCGAGUUAGUGGCCACUUUAAAGGCUGAAAUUCGUGGCCUUUUUAGAACUCUGAUUGGUACUUCUAGAUCACUUAAAACUGCUAUAGUGGCCACUAAGGCGAAAAAUAGUGGUGGUUUUAGUAAAGAAAUUUCCCGGUUAUGGCUAAUAGAGCUAAUGUUUAAAUUUCGCUUCAUUUUAUCAUGAAAUUUGAAUUUUUCAGACCGAGCGGCAGCAAGAACGUGUCGGGCAGCAGAUCAAGGAUGCCAUCAACCCCAUCGAAGAUUUUUAA
Messenger RNA from Caenorhabditis auriculariae, 1096 nucleotides. The record is from the annotation of a GenBank genome assembly. Lineage: Eukaryota; Metazoa; Nematoda; Chromadorea; Rhabditida; Rhabditidae.